Messenger RNA from Penicillium cinerascens, 318 nucleotides. RefSeq lists its product as uncharacterized. Bases 1 to 318 code for a protein of 105 amino acids. Lineage: Eukaryota; Fungi; Ascomycota; Eurotiomycetes; Eurotiales; Aspergillaceae. The record is from RefSeq and is a predicted model, not a curated record. The transcript is spliced from 3 exons.
AUGGAAAAGAUAUUAUUGCAUGAGCGUGAUGAAUUGAAGGAGCGUGAUGAAUUGAAGGAGCGUGAUGAAUUAAAGGAGCGUGAUGAAUUGAAGGAGCGUGAUGAAUUGAAGGAGCGUGAUGAAUUGAAGGAGCGUGAUGAAUUGAAGGAGCGUGAUGAAUUGAAGGAGCGUGAUGAAUUGAAGGAGCGUGAUGAAUUGAAGGAGCGUGAUAAAUUGAAGGAGCGUGAUGAAUUAAAGGAGCGUGAUGAAUUGAAGGAGCGUGAUGAAUUAAGGAAGAGUGGUGAAUUAAGGAAGAGUGAUAAUCAAUCGUUUUGUUAA